Prorocentrum cordatum is the source of this 771-nucleotide messenger RNA. The record is from the annotation of a GenBank genome assembly. Lineage: Eukaryota; Dinophyceae; Prorocentrales; Prorocentraceae.
AUGGAUUUCGGUCCAGGCGAUUUUUUCCAUGGGCUGAUGCCUUACCUAUCAGAGGUUGCUUCGUGGUUGGGGUUGCCGCAGGAGUAUAUUCAAAAAUGGCGCUUAUCACACCUUCGGGGCCUGAACGGCUUUCGAGCAGUGAAUCGCGCGUUCCAUCAGUGUUCUAAGCUCGAUGCCUCGAGGCGCGUGGAGUUGCAGGAUCCUGCUAUCGAAGACGGGCAUAUGAAGUCCUUAUUGGCCCAUUUCAAGAAUGUCCGGACAGUUGUAGGAAUUGGGCUCUUCAAUGUCACGAUCACAUAUGGCGCUCUUGCCCAGCUGUGCUCGACGUGCACAGGGCUGCAAGAUCUCUACUUCAACGAAUUGUUUGGGAACGUGUCAAUCCCCAAGUGGAGGCAUGUCGUCGCUCUCUGGAGUAACUUGCGCUGCCUCGCGCUGGGAGGUGACACCGAUACAGAGUUUUACAAGAACGCUGCCGUGCCUGAGGCUCUGGCACGCUCGUGCUUGUUCCUCGAAGAGUUCCAGGCUGAUGUCGAAGCAAGCGAUGACUAUGUUACGGCAUGCAGUGGAUGUCGAAGGCUGAAGCGGUUGAUUCUGGGCAUGUCGGACAGGCUUUUGAGCAUUGGGCCGGGAAUAGUGCUAAGUGGAGGCAACCUGUCCGAUGCUGGAGUUCUUGUCGUGUGCAAAAGUUUGGGAAGGUGCCCAGUAUGGAAGACUCACGGCCUGAGGACACUCCAUUCCGUGCCCACGGCACGGUGGCGGAUCUUUUGUUGA